AUGGACCCAUACGUGAUCGAGAUGAAUGGCAGCGGCGACCUCCCCUCCGUUCUGGAUGUGCAUGUCAGCGUGGGAGGGAGAAGCUCCACGCCGGGAAAAGUGAAAGGCAGGAAGGCCCGGUGGUCUGUGAAGCCCUCGGACAUGUCCAACAACACUUUCAAUCCCAUCCGGGCCAUCGUGGACAGCAUGAAGGUGAAGCCAAACCCAGACAAAACCAUGAUUUCUCUGUCAAUCGGGGACCCUACUGUGUUUGGAAACCUGCCCACGGACCCAGAAGUUACCCAGGCGAUGAAAGACGCCCUGGACUCCGGGAAGUAUAACGGCUAUGCCCCCUCCAUUGGUUACCUAUCCAGCCGGGAAGAGGUUGCCUCCUAUUACCACUGUCCCGAGGCACCCCUGGAAGCUAAGGAUGUCAUUCUGACAAGUGGCUGCAGUCAGGCUAUUGAACUUUGUUUAGCUGUGUUGGCCAACCCAGGGCAAAACAUCCUCGUCCCGAGACCCGGUUUCUCGCUCUACAGGACUUUGGCUGAAUCUAUGGGGAUUGAGGUCAAACUCUACAACUUAUUGCCAGAGAAGUCUUGGGAAAUUGACCUGAAACAAUUGGAAUCUCUGAUUGAUGAAAAGACAGCUUGUCUCAUUGUCAAUAAUCCAUCAAACCCCUGUGGGUCGGUGUUCAGCAGAAGUCAUCUUCAGAAGAUUCUGGCCGUGGCUGCAAGGCAGUGUGUGCCCAUCUUAGCUGAUGAGAUCUAUGGAGACAUGGUGUUUUCGGGCUCCAAAUUUGAGCCUCUGGCCACCCUCAGCAGCAACGUCCCCAUCCUGUCCUGUGGAGGGUUGGCCAAGCGCUGGCUGGUUCCUGGCUGGAGGUUGGGCUGGAUCCUCAUCCAUGACCGAAGGGACAUUUUUGGCAAUGAGAUCCGAGAUGGGCUGGUGAAGCUGAGCCAGCGGAUCCUGGGACCCUGUACCAUUGUCCAGGGAGCUUUGAAAAGCAUCCUGCGUCGCACCCCUCAAGAGUUCUACCAUGACACCCUAAGCUUCCUCAAGUCCAAUGCUGAUCUGUGCUAUGGCGCGUUGGCCGCCAUCCCGGGACUCCGGCCAGUGCGCCCUUCUGGGGCCAUGUACCUCAUGGUUGAAAUUGAGAUGGAACAUUUCCCAGAAUUUGAGAACGAUGUGGAGUUCACGGAGCGGUUAGUUGCUGAACAAUCUGUCCACUGCCUCCCGGCCACGUGCUUCGAGUACCCGAAUUUCUUCCGGGUGGUGAUCACCGUCCCUGAAGUGAUGAUGCUGGAGGCCUGUGGCCGGAUCCAGGAGUUCUGUGAGCAGCACUACCACUGUGCCGAAGGGAGCCCCGAGGAGUGUGACAAAUAG
Messenger RNA from Eptesicus fuscus (big brown bat), 1365 nucleotides. RefSeq names its product tyrosine aminotransferase (gene TAT). The record is from RefSeq and is a predicted model, not a curated record. Gene Ontology annotation, biological process: biosynthetic process; aromatic amino acid catabolic process. NCBI's taxonomy places the organism in Eukaryota, Metazoa, Chordata, Mammalia, Chiroptera, Vespertilionidae. The coding region runs from base 1 to 1365 and encodes 454 amino acids. The transcript has 11 exons. Gene Ontology annotation, molecular function: pyridoxal phosphate binding; L-tyrosine:2-oxoglutarate transaminase activity.